AUGAAAAAAGUGCAAAAAAUUUUCGAUCGACGUAAGCCUAAGAACACGAAAGAUGGGGAUUCGGUGACCCGCUCUUCUGAGGACAGUAGUUAUACGAGUACACAAAUCGAGGACGGACUUGAAGUAAAUGAAGAUAAACCUCCUUUCUCUCCCGGAAAUAGUACGGAAUCUUCUCCCGAGCCACUGGAAGUGUUUCCAUCGUCAGAAGAUGAAAAUAGCGAUUAUUUUAUUCAUCAUCGGGAAACAAAUCGUCGGCGAAAAACUCGAGAAAUGAAACAGAAUAAAACAUCGAGUACUGUCAUUCGGAACCACAACGGUGAUCAAGAAGGAGCGUGUGGACCUCUUGUUGCGGACUACAAGAAUGGAAAACAAGUUGUGCCGUACUGUAAGGUAUCCGAUAACGUGUGCCAAAGUGUUGUAUUAACGUCAUGUGGAGAAUUAGAAAAGACUUGUUUGCAUCUUCCAUUGGAACUUCAGGCGAAAAUAUCGGUAAUCAAAGAGAAUUUGUUGCGUGAAUAUCCACCAUUUUAUGAUUUUUGUAUAAUAGCUAGUGAUAACGAUUAUGAUGAAGCUGUUCGGUUUAAAAACUAUGUGGCCUCAACAUUUGGAUUAGCUGGAUGCACUUUGGAUGAUGGUUUUAUAUCAUUAGGUGCUGACUUGUUUGAUAGUUACAAAAUGAUGAUGGACCAGAGUACAAAAGUUUUCUUUUUUGUCACAGAAAAUUUUACCAGCAGUGCCUUCUGUAAAAGACUACAAAGUGGUGCUGUGUUUCUUAGCCUAAUGUCAAAAGCACAAAAAGAUAAAGAAAAAUGUGUUCCUGUAUUUCCUCAUGGAUUUUGCAUGGCUCCUUUGGCUUUAUCAGGAAUUGCAGGCCUUAAUCCAACUCAACGUGAUGUGACACGGCGUAGUCUUGACAAUACAUAUUCAGUUAUUGUGAGGCAGCGACGACUUGUUUCAGAUCGGGAACAUUUUAAAAAAAGAUGUCUUCAGUUCCAUGUAGAAGUUACCAAAUGUAUAGAAGAAGCAAAAUUUGCGACAAAUGACAUAAAUUCUGUGCAAAAUAACCCUUCUGUAAUGAAUUUGCCUGAUAAUACCAAAAGAGAAAAUGUUCUUGCAAGUAAAGCCCCUCCUACACCUGUCAUUCAAAUGCCAGAAAAUGAUGAGCUUUGUAGAAAGACCUUAGAUCAGUGUCAUAUAGUUGAAUCUCAUUGUGAUUUAAAAUCAGUUGAGAAAGUGAAGAAUGGAAGUAAAAAAGUUGAAUCUAAUAGGCCAGAGCCCACUCUUGCGGAAAAAAAAGUUUCUGUUGAAAACGAGACUAAAGAAGCAAAAAAUAUUGAAAAUGGUGAUGAUUUUGAUGAUGAUUUUUUGAAAACAUUACCUGAUGAAGUUCGUGACGCCAUGCAUAAUUCAAUGCCAGGAAUUUCUGUUAAUGAUUGUGCUACCGUGCAUAUUGGCAACACUAUUCAAAUUUUUAUAAAUCCAAAUUCAUCAACUGACUUCUCCAAUCUGGAGCACCACAUAAAUACCAAGACCACAGCCUUUUCUGGAAAGGAAACAUCAGAAAAUCAUUCUGAUAGCAGUGACUGA
This is a messenger RNA of Gryllus bimaculatus (two-spotted cricket), 1587 nucleotides long. Lineage: Eukaryota; Metazoa; Arthropoda; Insecta; Orthoptera; Gryllidae. The record is from the annotation of a GenBank genome assembly.